AUUUUUGUCUUUUGAACUAAGGCCUACAUGUGUGGGCUGGAUUGGAGACGGGCUAGAAUAGAACAGUGGCUGAAUUCUGCAGUUCACUGGCUGUUGCCCUGGGAAUGAAUCACCUGUGGUGUGACUCUUCAACCCCAGAAUGCGUGUUCCAUGAGGACAUUAAUGUAUCCAUGACAGGAUGCCCGGUGCCUUACAGUGCCCCAUACGUAGUCAAGUUUCAGUAAGUAGUUGCUGACUGGGUGAUUGAAACACAGAUCUUCCUAGUUAAGGAUUCAGUGUCAGUGUGGAACUAUAACCUAGAGACAAAUAACCCAUCAUAUUUGUGCCUGCCUUAAACUCUUUGACCUUUAUUUUCCAUUUCACAAAGCAUUUUUUUAUGUAUACAACACUGCCCUCUUCCUCUUUUCCCUCUUCUCGGUGAUGUAUCACCAGUUGAUGCUUUUUUCUUUUAUUGGGUGAGGCGCAGGAUAUAAAUCUCCCUGUUUAUAACUCUGACCUUUCUGUGAGCAAACACACAAAGUGAACUUUGGUUUAUCUCCUCCUAUAAUGUAGCUGCUAAUUGCUGACAGUCAGGCUGUAAGCCUAUGGUCCACGUGACCAGUGGAGUGACCAGAAAGGAGCGUGGGGAAGUGUGGACCGAGGGACCGAGCUACAGGCUGUCCGGCUGGGGUGCUUGCCUCCCUGGGAGCCCAGAGUAAAGCGAGUGAGCCCAGGGAGCAUGGUUCUGAGGUGAGGGAGGUCAUGAAGACGCUGCUCCCGGGCUUGGCUUUGUGGUCCCUGCUCCUGCGACCAGGGCUGAUGUUCUGGGCGUCCCACGUGAGUCAGAACUGCCACGAUGGCAACUAUGAGAUCAGUGUCCUGAUGAUGAACAACUCGGCCUUCCCAGAGCCCCUGGAGAACCUGAAAGCAGUGGUGAAUGAGGGUGUGAAAACAGUGAGGCAGCGUCUGCGUGAAGCUGGCCUAAAUGUGACGGUGAAUGCUACCUUCAUCUAUUCGGAAGGUGUGAUUUAUAAGUCGAGUGACUGCCGGAGUAGCACCUGUGAAGGCCUGGACCUACUCAGGACAAUUUCGAAGAAAAAACAGAUGGGCUGUGUCCUCAUGGGGCCCUCGUGUACCUAUUCCACCUUCCAGAUGUACCUUGACACAGAUUUGAACUACCCCAUGAUUUCAGCUGGAAGCUUUGGGUUGUCAUGUGACUACAAAGAGACUUUAACCAGGCUGAUGUCUCCAGCGAGGAAGCUCAUGUACUUCUUGGUUGACUUUUGGAAGGUCGAUAAUUUUCCAUUCAAACCUUUCUCCUGGAACACUGCGUAUGUUUUCAAGAAUAGUACCGAGUCUGAGGACUGUUUCUGGUACCUCAAUGCUCUGGAGGCUGGAGUUUCCUAUUUUUCUCAAGAACUCAGCUUCAAGGAAAUGUUGAGAGGAGAUGACCAGUUUCAGAAUAUCUUAAUGGACCAGAACAGGAAAAGCAAUGUGAUUGUUGUAUGCGGUACGCCAGAAACUAUCUCCUUCCUCAAGGGUGACCGGGCGGUGGCUGAAGACAUUGUCAUCAUUCUAGUGGAUUUAUUCCAUGAUUACUACUUUGGGGACAAUGCCACAGCCCCUGACUAUAUGAAAAAUGUUCUUGUUCUGACACUGCCUCCUGAAAAUUCCACCUUAAAUAGGUCUUUCUCCAAGGAUUUAAGACUGGCAGAAAAUGAUUUUGCUGUUGCCUACUUGGAUGGAGUCUUGCUCUUUGGACAUAUGUUGAAGCUAUUUCUUGAAAACGGAGAAGACGUUACCACCACUAAAUUCGCUCAUGCUUUCAGGAACCUAACUUUUGAAGGGCAUAUGGGUCCUGUGACUUUGGAUGACUGUGGGGACAUUGACAAUACUAUGUUUCUUCUGUACACCUCUGUGGACACCAACAAAUACAAUGUUCUUUUGACCUAUGACACCCGCAUAAACAAGACUAACCCAGUGGACAUGAGCCCCACGUUCAUCUGGAAGAACCAUAAACUUCCUAAUGAUAUUCCAGGCCGAGGCCCCCAGAUCCUGAUGAUUGCUGUCAUCACUCUCACGGGAACUGUGGUCCUCCUCCUGCUCAUUGCUCUCCUGGUGCUGAGAAAAUAUAAAAAGAAAUACGCACUUCGUCAGAAAAAGUGGUCCCACAUUCCUCCUGAAAAGAUCUUUCCUCUGGAGUCCAACGAGACCAACCAUAUUAGCCUAAAGAUCGAUGAUGACAAGAGGCGAGAUACAAUCCAGAGGCUACAACAGUGCAAAUAUGACAAAAAGCGAGUGAUUCUGAAGGAUCUCAAGCACAAUGAUGGCAAUUUCACUGAGAAACAGAAGAUAGAAUUGAACAAGCUGCUUCAGAUUGACUAUUACAACCUAACCAAGUUCUACGGCACAGUGAAGCUUGAGUCCAUGAUCUUCGGGGUGACUGAAUACUGCGAGAGAGGAUCCCUGCGGGAAGUUUUAAAUGACACCAUCUCCUAUCCUGAUGGUACAUUCAUGGAUUGGGAAUUUAAGAUCUCCGUCUUGUAUGACAUUGCUAAGGGGAUGUCGUAUCUGCACUCCAGUAAGAUAGAAGUCCACGGUCGUCUGAAAUCCACCAACUGUGUGGUGGACAGCAGAAUGGUGGUGAAGAUCACUGAUUUUGGCUGCAAUUCCAUUUUACCUCCAAGGAAAGACCUGUGGACUGCCCCGGAGCACCUCCGCCAGGCCAGCGUCUCCCAGAAAGGAGACGUUUACAGCUACGGGGUCAUCGCGCAGGAGAUCAUCCUGCGGAGAGAGACCUUCUACACGCUCAGCUGUCGGGACCAGAAUGAGAAGAUUUUCAGAGUGGAGAAUUCCAACGGAGUGAAGCCCUUCCGGCCAGAUCUGUUCCUGGAAACAGCAGAGGAGAAAGAGCUGGAAGUCUACCUGCUUGUCAAAAGCUGCUGGGAGGAAGAUGCAGAAAAGAGACCAGACUUCAAGAAAAUUGAGAACACAUUGGCCAAGAUAUUUGGCCUUUUCCAUGACCAAAAAAAUGAAAGUUAUAUGGAUACCUUGAUCCGACGUCUACAGCUGUAUUCCCGAAACCUGGAACAUCUGGUGGAGGAAAGGACCCAGCUGUACAAGGCAGAGCGGGACAGAGCUGACAGACUCAAUUUUAUGUUGCUCCCAAGGCUGGUGGUCAAGUCUCUGAAGGAGAAGGGCAUCGUGGAGCCUGAACUGUACGAGGAAGUCACGAUCUACUUCAGUGACAUCGUGGGCUUCACCACGAUCUGCAAGUACAGCACCCCCAUGGAGGUGGUGGACAUGCUCAACGACAUCUAUAAGAGCUUUGACCACAUCCUCGACCACCACGACGUGUACAAGGUGGAAACCAUUGGUGAUGCCUACAUGGUGGCUAGUGGUUUGCCUAAGAGAAACGGAAACCGGCAUGCAAUAGACAUUGCCAAGAUGGCCUUGGAUAUCCUCAGCUUCAUGGGGACCUUCGAGCUGGAGCACCUUCCCGGCCUCCCGAUAUGGAUUCGCAUUGGAAUUCACUCUGGUCCCUGUGCUGCUGGAGUUGUGGGGAUCAAGAUGCCUCGUUAUUGCCUGUUUGGAGAUACAGUCAACACGGCCUCUAGGAUGGAAUCCACUGGCCUCCCCUUGAGAAUUCACGUGAGCAGCUCCACGAUGGCCAUCCUGAAGAGAACUGAGUGCCAGUUCCUGUAUGAAGUGAGAGGAGAAACAUACUUGAAGGGAAGGGGAACCGAGACCACCUACUGGCUGACCGGCGUGAAGGACCAGGAGUACAACCUGCCAACCCCUCCUACAGUGGAGAAUCAGCAGCGCUUGCAAGCUGAGUUUGCGGACAUGAUCGCCAGCUCUUUGCAGAAGAGACAGGCCUUGGGGAUAAGGAACCGAAAGCCAACCCGGGUGGCCAGCUACAAGAAAGGCACCCUGGAAUACUUGCAGCUGAACACGACAGAGAAGGAGAGCACCCACUUUUAAACCUCGGUGAGGCCUGAGGACGCAGGAAAAUUAACUCCAGCCGCCCAUGGGCAGUGAGCUCAAUGCCCCGAAGCCUGCGUUUCCCUGAGACCUCAGCGGAACAGAAGAAGACUCAGAUGCAACCUCCUGAGCCUCGGCUACCCCAGCUGGACCGUAGACUUGCUCCUGUGAAUCCGAUGUGCGCUCUCAGUGCAGUCAUGACCUUUCACUCUGGAGCCAGUUGCUCCAGGGAGCUUCAGCCUGGGAAGGAAGAGGAGUGAAUGUACUAUCUCAAAGCUGAGGAGAUUUCAUUCUUAUUUCACUUAUUUUGUUUUUGUUUUGUUUUGUUUGCUGACUCUUUUUCCUUCUGUAUUCACGAUAAGAUUUUUUUUAAUUGUCAUAAUUAUAUUUUCAGUACUUUAUCUCCAUUAAAUUAUAUUUAACUCAUAAUUUUUGUGGAAAAUGUGCUGUAUAUGAGGCAGGAAUAAAAGUUCAAAGUUUA
This is a messenger RNA of Vicugna pacos (alpaca), 4444 nucleotides long. The record is from RefSeq and is a predicted model, not a curated record. Lineage: Eukaryota; Metazoa; Chordata; Mammalia; Artiodactyla; Camelidae.